Seminavis robusta is the source of this 5595-nucleotide messenger RNA. The record is from the annotation of a GenBank genome assembly. Lineage: Eukaryota; Bacillariophyta; Bacillariophyceae; Naviculales; Naviculaceae.
AUGCACUUGGUAGCUCCUCCCGUUGUCGUUCGUCGGGAUGAUGGUACUCGUACAGUGACGUCCACCAUUACCAGGAGUAGUUCCAAUGUCAGUGUGACCAGUACUGGGACUGGAGGAAGCAGCAUUACGACCAGGAAUCCAGCUUUGUCUCUCUGCAACAAGUUUGAUGCUCUGGAGAAGAAGUGGUCGCUGUACAACAAGUUUGGUGACUUGGAGAAGAAAUGGUCGUCAUUUAGUAGCUCGGUUGCUACCACCGUUGCCACCAGAACUUCCAAGAAAGCAGCACCCUUCCAUCAGCACAAUAACACUGCAACAAGAGUAGUCAAGAUUGAAGAUUUGGAGCGGAAAUGGUCACAGCUACACGCCUUUGCGACACAGGAAAAACAAAAGAUUCACCGACAUUUUCAUAACGAUCAUCAUCAUCAUAACAAUCAUCAACAUCAGUAUCAUCAAUCGACAGCAUCCGCAGCAGCAUCAUUGCCGCCGAAACCAGUGCCACGCACUAAACCAGCACCAACGCCACCAAUACCACGGGCAACAAGAACAACCAAUACAUACCAAGAUGAAACACGAGACGACCAAGAAGACGCGUGGGCCGAACCGGAAUAUUCAUCGAGUAGCAGACGAUCGUAUCAUACCAAUUGCACUCGACAACGGGAGCCAGAACCAAAACAAGAGUCUCCGUUUGAGAGAAUAGCAAAGCUGACCAGCAAGAAAAAGAAGAAAAAUGCCCCCACGUCACCCCCGCUCAUAUCCGACCUGUUGCGUUCCAGCACGCCUGUCAUCAUGACGAACCGAAAUAACCACAACAACAAUAUCAACAAGCUGUCGCUGGCACAAGAUAUCAUCAAGCCCAUUCGUAGUCUUGACAGCCCUGCGGAGAUGGAUGUGGACGGUAGUGCGAGCUCUGAUGGUCCGGAUACGGACAUUGACGCGGAUGCGGAUGAUGCCCCCACGGAUACCCACGACGACAGCUCGCAAUCCACAGAGUAUACUGCAUGUAGGGACGAGCUGUCUCACAGGGAAGAGUUGUCAAAACUCAAACACAGGGACGAGUCGAGCUGCAGGGACGACGAGUCCUGCUACAGGGACGGGUCGGGCUACAGGGACGAGUCGAGUUACAGGGACGAAUCGUCGAACCACAUUUCUGAUGAAGAAGAAGAGGAGGAAGUGGUAUUCGUACAAGACGGGGAAUUGCAAUCCGAAAGGGAUCAGGGUCAGGAGGUGCAGUUGGGAGGAGCGCAGCUUAUCGCAGAAACACAAGAGCAAAACCAAGGGGAAGAAGAAGAAACCUCGCAUUCCGCCUCGGAAAACAAUGAAGGAAAGAGUGCACAAGCAAACGCUGCGGAAGAGUCGUCGGUCCAAGAAGCAUCCGAAGAACAUCAAACUGAACAUGAUACAGCAUCUGAAGCUGACAAACCAACAUUUGUCAUUAAGCGACGAAGAGCAAAUCGGUCUCAACGACUGCGAGCGCUCACCAAGAUUCGACACUGGAGCGGUCUGGGCACCACGGUUACCAUGGCACGAUCCUUCUCUGAGGACAAAGCCGACGGGGUCAAGCACGAGCAAGAAGAGGGAGAGGAGGAAGUACAGUUUCACAGCCCUACGACCAAACCCGGCCCGGAACCUAUGACGCCAGACUCGAACAAACCCAAUCAAGGCUUUGAGCAAGUCGAUGCAAGAGACGACGAAGAUGCUACCUGUCUCAGCCAUCUCACCCGCAGAAUCCUCAUAUCCAUGCCAAAUCAAGAGCUGUGGCAGCAGUUCAAUGAAACGAGAUCAAUGCAGUUGCGACGGAAUGCAGGCCGACGCUUGGAGCCGGUAGGAGUUUCACCAAUCAGCAACGUCAACGAAGAAGCACAAGAAGACCAACGCGAGCAAGAAAUAGUUCUCUUCUCGACCAACAGGGACGGCAAGGAGCAACCACCCAGUAGUGGAGACUGUCUUGCCAUGGGACAUACAAGUGGGACCGACUUAUCACUCAAGUUUGGUGGGGAGGUUGAAACCGGGGAGAAAACCUGUGGGGUUGGGGCUCUCAAUGACCAACUAUCGAUACUGUGCGGAGCCGAAUGGUCAUCAAAUGAUUUGAUUCCGUUCCGCAGCAGCCAGCAGGAUUCAAUUCAACCCAUUCGCAAUACACUGUGCAUGCAGCUGUACAACGUUGCUGCCACUUUGAUCCAAUCCUGGUUUCGAAUGCGGCUUGCGAGAAGGAAGUUUCUGAGACGAAGGCAGGCGAACCGACGGUCGGCACAUGCUAGCGACACUCGACGACGAAGGGACCUGUUGUCACCUACGGUUGCUCGAAUCCAGUCGCUGCGCAAGUUCCAAGUAAUCGAACGUUCCCGCAAGAGCGCUGCUGCCAUCCAGUCCAUGUAUCGCGGUUGGGCUCAGAGAUCACGCUACAAGAAGAUCCAAACGUGUCUAGUAAAGAUACAACGUUGCGCUCGCAGGUUCUUGGGUAGACGAAGAAGACAUCAGGCAGCAACGAGAAUUCAACGGAUUUGGACACAAUAUACGAGAUCCAGUCAAAGCUUUCUAUCCCCCCAGUGUUCAUUCGAUGGCAGUGGGAUAUCAACCCUAUCUUGGGACAACUCUUUCCACGAUCAGUACGACGAUCCAGAGAUCCCAUUUCCUCUGCCUUCUCCAUCAUUCCCACUGGAGCUAUGUCCAGACCCUGGAAUGCCCAUUGCAGUUUCCCCUCUUCCCCCGCUCCAUCCUACCACACCACCUCCACUGCACCAUGGGUCCCCGUUCCCCCAAUUUCAAAGGUCUAUGCUACCCCCGAAAUCUCCUUCCCGCUCUCUUUCACCAGCCCCACGACGAGGAUUCGCACCUGCCCGCAGAUGUCGAAGCGGAAUUGGGUCGAAUUUGCUGAAGAGUCGGCAAACAAGAACUUCGCCAAUCAAGCAACGAUUGCAAUCACCUCAACCUCGUCAAAGCUCGCCAAGUCGAGCUAUUCACAAGUCGCCUGUGAGAGGUGGCGGGGGCGUCCAGUCGGUGUCAUCGCGGCGAAAGCCUCCUCUUGCAAACAUCAUUACCACUCCGACGACUAAAGAGUGCAUUGACCAAAGGGCCACAGGAAACAAAAAAUCGAGCAAGCGCAUGCCUAAGUCAUUUCGAGAGAGUACAAUUCAAGGUACACAAAGUGUUAGAUCUCGAGGGAGACAUCGAUCUCCGCAGCGACGACACGUGGCCAAGACCCAUCGUCGAUCUCGCUCAGCAGAGCGAUAUUACACUGGUGACAAAUUCACCGAUGGCAAUGUAUUGGCGUAUUCGAGGACUACACGGACCACGAGGGGACAGAUCAACGCAGCGAGUGCAAAGAUUCAAAGCGCUUGGAGAAUGUACCAGUCACAGCUCGACUAUGUCGCGCGGCUGUUACUCCGUUGCAAUGUCUUGGUCGAGAGCAGCAACGGUAGGGUAGCUCGAGACCGUCAACUUCGGAGGCGGGCACAUGUGCUUGCUGUUUCGAAGGCAAUCGGUGAGAUUGGCUGUGUUGGGGCAAGUGAAAAAUUCUCCACAGAGGGGGGCGAGGUCUUUGUGGAAUGGAACAAUAUUCUCUACAUCAGCUUCGAGCUAGCCGUUGGAGAGGUCGUGAACACAUUCGUAACGGUUCAUGCCGCGGGGACUCUUAUGCUCACAAGACGAACAGGAGCAAUGUCACGAAAGAAGCUUUUCGAGUUGGCUAUCAAGGCUUCUCUUCAUCAGCAUUUGUACGAGCAAGCGCAAAAAGAAACGCGAAUGUCUCUGUUUGAAAGGUCAUUAACAAGACGAAGGGCUCCAGCCGAACGCUACGCGGCCACAAUCAUACAAAAGGAAGUUAGGCGACGGAUGGCAGUGGUGCAUUAUUCGAGAUACAAGCUGUCUGCUGUGGUCGUCCAGACUGUGGUUCGUAUGUGGCUCGCAAACCGCAAGGCCAAGGCUGCUUUGGUGAUCCAGGCUUUCUUCAGGGGUGAGCUCGUCAGAGGCAUUGUCUUCCAGUACUGGGCUGCCAGAAUUGCCUUCAGGUAUUUUUGGAACUCGCACCGACAAAACCAGCUUGCAGCGGCUGAUAAAGACGCAACAAAGAUCCAAUCUCGUUGGAAAAGCUACCUCCGAAGAAAGCAAUUCUUGAAGCAGGUGUCAACCGCCAUUGUCAUUCAAUCGAAGGUGCGAUCAGUGUUGGGCCAACGAAGGUUCAGGUUGCUACGACGUGCGUCCAUAGCCCUCCAGUCAAUUUCUCGAAGAUUGAUUGUCUUGAGGAUCCUAAGAGAGGAGGAGAAAGCCGUUUUCAUCCAAAGAUGGUGGAGAUUCGAGAGCUACAACCAAAUCUUCCGAUCACUUAGUGCCACCACAAUCCAGAGCGCAUUUAGACGAUUCCGUACAUACCAGGGGUACAACUACUUCCACUAUUCCGUAUUGAAUGCCCAGAGAUUUUGGAGGGGUCGCCUCGUGAGAAAACGAAUGCAACUCGAAUGCAGGGGGGCCAUCCAAAUCCAGCGUGUUUGCCGCGGAAAGCUCUUGAGAUGGACGGUUGACAGGUGGAUGCUUGCGGCAACAGUUAUCUCAAGCUGGUUCCGUGGGAGUCAACAGAAACGAGCGUACGAUAGACAGAGACGCUACAUUCUCUUGACGAACAUUUCUGCAUCUCAGAUCCAGGCUGAAUGGCGCAGGUUCUGCGAAGAAACUCGAUAUCAUCAUUUGCUUGCUGCAGUAGAAAUGUUGCAAUUUCAGACAAGGAAAAUGAUUCAAGCCCGAGUGCGCAGUGAGAACAUGGCGGCUCUUUGCCUGCAAAAGGUCUGGAGACGUGCAUUCCAGAGGCGCCUGUUCAAAGAGAAUAGGCGCUGUAUAGUGGCAGCCCAGGCAAUAUAUCGUGCAAACCGUGAACUCGGCAAGUAUCAAGCGACUCUUGAAGCAACCCGUAAAAUCCAGGCGAUGUGGAGAUGCUUCUACACUCGCUUCUCCUACCACAUAUACAGAGGAGCAGCGAUCUACGUCCAGCGAACUUGGCGUGCAUACCGAUGGCUCGAAGACCGCAAGUGGGAAAUGGCCACCCGCAUACAGGCGUUUCUACGACAGGGUGUUGCUAGCCAUGAUCUCACCCGGAAACGAAAGUCUGUCAAAGCAAUUCAAGCAAUGUACAGGAGCUUUGUUGCAAGGUCUGAGGCUGGCAAGAGACUCAGAGCAAUAGUUCGCAUCCAAGCGUUUUGGAGAUCAGUGAGAUUGGAGGCGUACUUCACACUUUUCCGAAUCAUCGUCAUUCAGCUUCAAGCCUGCUCCAGAGGAUUUCUUCAAAGAAGAGAAUUCCUUCUCACUUGUGAGCGAGUUGUCACAAUGCAGAAAGUAGCUCGAUGUGUUUGCAGCAGGCGUGCCUUCCUCCAAAUCAGAGCAUCCGUGCUCAAGAUUCAGCGCUUUGCUAGAAUGCGACUUGGAAGAAAGCAUGCCUGUGCUACUCGAAUUGAGGCUACAUUCCGACGCUACAUUCAAAGAAAACAGUUUGAAUGUGCGCGACUUGCUGCUUUGACAAUCCAAACCUCUUGGAGAAUGUGUGUUGCACGAGGCGAGCUCAGGCUCAGUCUCGUUGGAGAGGAUACCUUGCAAGGAGAGCCUUUUUGA